AUGCCUACCCAUUUAACCCCCGACUCUCUUCUCUCAAUUGCACUAGCUGCCUUCCUCUCUCUCUCCUUCCCCACCACUGCUGAUGCAGGACUCACCCUCCCCCUCGCCCAACGCUUAACAACUUCGCCCUCUUCUUCUCCCUCAACCCUGUCCGCCCAAGUAUCCAGCCUCAGAGGCGAGUAUCUCAUUAACUUGCUCCUCGGCACCAAACAGGCCGAGAUCCUCGCCGUCGCCGACACCACCGGCGACCUCAUCUGGACCCAGUGCCUACCGUGCGACGAAUGCGACCAGCAGAAGAACCCUCUCUAUGACCCCUCCAAUUCCUCCUCUUACAAUCUCAUCCCCUGCGGCCCCGCCUGCGAUGCCGCCGCCGCCUUGGGCGCCACCUGCGGCAACAAUACCUGCCGCUAUUCCACCUUCUACCUCGACUACUUGGGUAAUUCCUCCACCUCCGGUGUCCUCGCUAAGGACACCCUUACCUUAGGCUCCACCGCUUUCACGAACAUCACCAUCGGCUGCGGCCGCGAUAACUUCCUCAUCUUCGACGACAACGCCCAAGGCAUGGUGGGCCUCGGACGCGGACCCACCUCCCUGGUUUCGCAAAUCCGAGAAGAGAUCGACGGCAAGUUCGCGCUCUGCUUUUGCCGUUGGAUAGCGACCCUGAACGAAACCCAAGGCAUCAACAACACUCUCGCGAACUCCAGCAAAAUCAUGUUCGGCGCCAGGGCGGAGGUUUCCGGCGAAGGAACGGUUACGAGCGCGGUGGUUCCCGGGAGCUCGAACUCGUCGUACAACCUGAAAGUGGAGAAGAUCGUCGUGGGGAAUGAAACGUUCACGUUGAACAACGUCGCGGUGCUGAGCACCGCGUCGCUCCUGACGCUUUUGCCGCAGGAGGUCCUGAGCGGGGUGCGGAACGUGGUGAUGGGCGCGAUGGGCAACCAGACCCGCACCGAAGACCCGCUUCAAAUAUUCGCGUUGUGCUACCAGCUGAGGUCGGACUCGGAUCUGGAUAAGGCUCCGAAUAUGACGAUAAGUUUUACGGGUGGGGAUUUGGAAUUGAAUUGGAAGAACAUGUUCCUGAACGUGUUGGAUGAUGUUGCGUGCCUUGCGAUGGAGCUUGCGGAUGGGGCGGAGAUAGUGUACGGGAACGUAGCAAUGGCGGACUUCAUGGUAGGGUAUGACCUUGUCAAGGGCACAGUGUCCUUCAAGCGUGCUGCUUGUGCCGAAUUGAGCUCCGGAUGAUUCGGGUUUGGGUAGGUUUGAUUGUAGAAAAAGAGAAAAUGGGAU
This is a messenger RNA of Malania oleifera, 1287 nucleotides long. RefSeq names its product aspartic proteinase CDR1-like. The record is from RefSeq and is a predicted model, not a curated record. The coding region runs from base 1 to 1242 and encodes 413 amino acids. Lineage: Eukaryota; Viridiplantae; Streptophyta; Magnoliopsida; Santalales; Ximeniaceae. The transcript has a single exon. Gene Ontology annotation, cellular component: extracellular region.